Messenger RNA from Prunus avium (sweet cherry), 2568 nucleotides. RefSeq names its product DNAse I-like superfamily protein. Gene Ontology annotation, molecular function: phosphatidylinositol-4,5-bisphosphate 5-phosphatase activity; phosphatidylinositol-3,4,5-trisphosphate 5-phosphatase activity; inositol-polyphosphate 5-phosphatase activity. Gene Ontology annotation, biological process: phosphatidylinositol dephosphorylation. Lineage: Eukaryota; Viridiplantae; Streptophyta; Magnoliopsida; Rosales; Rosaceae. The record is from RefSeq and is a predicted model, not a curated record.
CUCUCUCUCUCUCUCUAUGAAUCCUGCAUUGUCUUCUUGUUUCCUCAGGAUCUCAUCAUAGUCUUCUACCAAUAGAGGGCUGUCCUUUUCUGUAUCUUUCCGUUUGAGUUUCCUCUGUUUCUUCUCUCUGCCAAACACAGAAGAGGGAAGUGCAAAGAGAACCCAACUGGGUAUUUUGGAUUUUUACCUUGUGUUUGGAAGCUCGGAAACUAAAAUGCCCAGGCACUGGACUUUUCCUUGUUCUCCCACUUGGUUUUUCUUCAUUACUUGAGAAAACAGGGGAUUACCCAUUUGUUCUGUUCUUCUCCUAAGAAAAUCAGUGGGCUUUUCCCAUUGUUUUUAGCACAAAACCAGAGCUUGAACCUGUGUCUUGGUUUCUUUUGGUUCCUCAGUUUUAAUUUUGUUCAUAUUCUUCUUCUUCCUCCGCAUUCAUUUGUAAAAGGAAAUAGAAAGUGUUGGUCACACGGAGCUGAAAUUGGCCAUUAUUUCUGUAAAUCCAGAUAGCCUUAUGAAGCAGUGAAACAAUGAGAGAUGGGAAUUCCAAGAAAAGCAAGCUUUCAUGGCCCAGGACACUGGUCAAGAAGUGGUUCAAUAUUAAGAGCAAAGCCGAGGACUUUGACGCAGACGACGCCGUUUAUGGAGGUGGUGAUGAAGAGUGGAGGAACACCUAUUCAGAGAGGGAGGCAUGCACAAUCAAGAAAAGCAAAACAGAAAGAUUAAGUAAGAGGCACUCUGAUAGAGUCCGAAGGGGUAAGAUUGACAUGGACGCAUCACAAGUUACAGAUGUACACAAUUAUAGGAUCUUUGUAGCUACAUGGAAUGUAGCUGGAAAAUCUCCUCCAAGUUGUCUGAAUCUUGAAGAUUGGCUCCACACCUCUCCUCCUGCUGAUAUUUAUGUUCUUGGGUUUCAAGAAAUAGUUCCUUUGAAUGCUGGCAAUGUUUUGGGCACAGAAGAUAACGGCCCAGCUAAAAAGUGGCUAGCUCUUAUAAGGAAGACUCUAAAUAAUCUUCCUGGAACGAGUGGUGGUUGCCAUACACCUUCACCAAUUCCUGAUCCAAUUGUAGAAUUAGAUGCAGACUUUGAAGGAUCAACAAAGCAGAAGGCUUCCUCUUUCUUUCACCGCAGGUCCUUUCAGUCCUUGAGCCGCAGCAUGAGAAUGGACAAUGACAUGUCAAUGCCGCAACCCCGACUUGAUCGACGAUUCAGUGUUUGUGAUCGGGUUAUGUUUGGGCACAGACCAAGUGAUUAUGACCCCAAUUACAGAUGGGGUUCCUCUGACGAUGAGAAUGGACCUGGUGAUUCACCUGUUGUCACACAGUAUUCACCAAUGUCCAACAGUGGGUCUUUCUCAUUGGAGGAUAGAGAUAGACAGCCAGGGAACUCAAGAUACUGCUUGGUUGCCAGCAAACAAAUGGUUGGUAUAUUUUUGACAGUAUGGGUAAAAAGGGAUCUUAGAGAUGAUGUCCGCAAUAUGAAAGUGUCUUGUGUUGGAAGAGGAUUAAUGGGCUAUCUUGGAAAUAAGGGUUCAAUUUCCAUUAGCAUGUCUUUGCACCAAACAAGCUUUUGCUUCAUCUGUAGUCAUCUGACCUCUGGCCAGAAGGAAGGAGAUGAACUUCGAAGAAAUUCUGAUGUCAUGGAGAUCCUGAGGAAGACAAGGUUUCCCAGGGUUCAUGGCAUGGGAGAUGAAAACUCUCCUCAGACAAUACUAGAGCAUGAUCGAAUCAUUUGGCUUGGGGAUUUAAAUUACCGCAUUGCCCUUUCCUACCGCUCUGCAAAAGCUCUUGUUGAGAUGCGCAACUGGAGAGCAUUGUUAGAGAAUGACCAGCUGAGGAUAGAGCAAAGACGAGGACGUGUCUUUGAGGGAUGGAGUGAAGGAAAGAUAUAUUUCCCUCCGACAUACAAAUAUUUAAAUAAUUCAGAUAGGUAUGCAGGUGAUGAUAGGCACACCAAGGAGAAGCGAAGAACUCCAGCAUGGUGUGAUCGUAUAUUAUGGCACGGAAGAGGCAUUUAUCAAUUGUCUUAUGUACGUGGGGAGUCAAGGUUCUCAGAUCAUAGGCCAGUUUACAGCGUAUUUCUGGCCGAGGUUGAGUCUAUUAACCGUAACCGAAUCAAGAAAAGCAUGAGUUGUUCCAGUUCCAGAAUUGAGGUAGAGGAGCUGUUACCACACUCGCAUGGAUACAGAUACACUGACCUCAAUUUCUAUUGAAGGCUGGCCUUCCCUUUCUGUCCAGUAUGCUCAGCUCAGGACAACUGACGCAGAAUUUAAAGCACUGUUACAUUACAUCAGGAAUUCCUACAGAUACAAAAAUGCUAUUAGUGAAAUACAAAUUUUUCCUGGAAUUCCAACCCCAUUUGACCUCCUAGAUCAGUCAGUGAAUCUUUGGUCCCCAAUUUGCAAGUAGGCACUGCUGCAAAGAAAAUUCUGCCAUGAUGGUGAUAAAGACAGUCUGUUGCCCAUAAUCCAAAAGAAGGUUUCAAUUCUUUUCAUCCCAAUUGGCAAACUUGGAACUUUCUGGCACAACGGUUUUUAGUAGUGAUCUUGGUAAUGAGGAUGAGCUGAGCUGAUC